Molecule: messenger RNA, 5237 nt
Organism: Coregonus clupeaformis (lake whitefish)
Lineage: Eukaryota; Metazoa; Chordata; Actinopteri; Salmoniformes; Salmonidae
Product: inactive phospholipase C-like protein 2
Exons: 12
Coding region: 396-4001 (1201 amino acids)
Biological process (GO): lipid metabolic process; intracellular signal transduction
Molecular function (GO): phosphatidylinositol-4,5-bisphosphate phospholipase C activity
Source: RefSeq, a predicted model, not a curated record
UGGUUACAACUGCGCAGGGCACUUGAGGUGUGCCAUCCGGUUCACUGUAACAAAAAUCUCUUUUUGACUUUUCAUUCUGGUGAGUCGCCGGUGAUGCUGCAAAUGAUUUGUAUCAGUGGCAUUCCCAUUCUCGUGUAAAGCAAUGUCUACCGACGGAGAAGCAAGAUUUGUAGAGGAUAUCUUUUGGGUAGUCUACUUUGCAAGAGAACACAGGAUGUGUGGCUGUCUGUUAAAGCCCGGAGUCGCUUUGGCGCGCUGAAGGAUCGUAUGAUUGUCAGUUAUUUCACGUAGCGAGGCGAUCACCAAUCAAGGCAUACACACAGCUACGGUGAACGAAAAUCCACAUUUGUAGCGGACUUAAAGACCCGUAGGGUGCGCGCCCACCGGUUGCUGGGAUGAAACCCUCGCGGAGCAAUGGGAUGAGCCUCGAGACUCAUCGAGCGGAUUUGCUGUCCAACGGAGGCUGCGGGAUGUCAGACACCGUGACUGCUGUCCAAACCGAGACUGGUCCCGGAUCCCCAAUGACUGACAAACAGGGAGCGGGAGAAACUACAAACGCCAAAGGAAUCCCUAGGCGGAGCAGUAUUAUCAAGGAUGGGUCUCGUGCUGGUCGUGAGAGGAAGAAGACAGUCUCCUUCAGCAGCAGUCUCUCUGAGAGGAAGAUCAGCAGCGCUGCAGACUGCAUCAGCGCUAUGAUGGAGGGUACUGAGUUUCGGAAGGUGCGCUCCAACUCCCGGGUCUACCAACGCUACUACUUGCUGGAGUCAGGUCUGCAGGCCCUGCGAUGGGAGCCCUCCAAGAAGGAGUCAGACAAGGCCUGUAUUGCCGUCCCCUCCAUCAGAGAGGUCCGCACCGGCCGCAACACAGAGACCUUUAGGACCAACGGCGUCUAUGACCAGAUCUCUGAGGACUGUGCCUUCUCUGUCAUCUACGGAGAGACCUAUGAAGCUCUGGACCUGGUGGCUUACUCUGCAGAGGUGGCCAACGUCUGGGUCACUGGCCUGAGGUAUCUAAUUCUGUAUGGGAAGCAUGCCAUGGACAUGAUGGCCAGCAGUGAGGACAGCCUUCGUCUCGCCUGGCUAGCAGAGACAUUCUCCUCUAUGGUUGUGUCAGAUGGACAGGGUGGAGGAGAGGAGGAGGGGAUCAGUUUGCGAUCGGCUGUAGGACUGAUCAGGAGUGUUAACCCUGGGGUGAGGAGUGGGAAAGUGGAACACAGGUUUAAGGAGCUCCAUCGGCUCAAGGAGAGGACGAAUGUGGCGGGGACAACUGCAGUUGGAACUGAUGUUGGGACUGUGGCUGGAGCUGAAGCAAAGGUUGGCGCUUCAAUUGUAGCUGUAGCUGGGAUUGGCUCAGGAGCUGGCGAUGGGGACGGGGACAGGGUUCCAGCUGGGGCCGGAGCUGGCGAUGGGGACGGGGACAGGGUUCCAGCUGGGGCCGGAGCUGAGGAAAGGAAUGGGGAAGAGUCUGGAGCUGGGACUGGAGCAAACACAGACAACAGAAGAGGAGGAAUACAGGACAGGGUCACCAAGGAGGAGUUCAUUGAGGUCUUCCACGACCUUUGCACCCGACCGGAGAUCUACUUCCUUCUGGUGCAGUUCUCUAGCAACAAGGAGUUCCUGGAUACCAAGGAUCUGAUGAGGUUCCUGGAGGUUGAGCAGGGCGUGGCUCAGGUGACAGAAGACACCAGUCUGGAGCUCAUCCAAUCCCACGAACCGUCGGAGGAGGGCCGUCGCCAAGGCUGCCUCUCAUUGGACGGUUUCACCAGAUAUCUCACCUCCCUGGAGUGCCACAUGUUUGAACCGGAGCACAGCCAGGUGUGCCAGGACAUGAGCCAGCCCUUAUCCCACUACUACAUCAACUCCUCCCACAACACCUACCUCAUCGAGGACCAGUUCAGGGGGCCCACUGGCAUCACCGGCUACAUCCGAGCUUUAAAGAUGGGCUGCAGAUGUGUGGAGGUGGACGUCUGGGAUGGCCCUGACGAUGAACCCGUGGUUUAUACCGGUCACACCCUCACCUCGCCCGUCGUGUUCCACUGUGUCCUGGAUGUGAUCGGGCGUUUUGCGUUUGAGGCUUCGGAGUAUCCACUGAUCCUGUGCGUGGAGAACCACUGCUCCCCCUGCCAGCAGAGAGUCAUGCUCCAGCACCUGAGGAGGAUACUGGGGGAGAGGUUGUACACAGAGCCCCUCAGGGAAGGGGAGGGGUACCUGCCCUCGCCCAAUGCCCUGAGGGGCAAGAUCCUGCUGAAGGGGCAGAAGUUGGAGGAGGGGUGCGGGGGGGCUGAGGGGGACGUGUCUGACGAAGAUGAGGGGGCGGAGAUGUGCCAGAGAAUGAAGGCUGGUAACAGUGGAGGAGGAGGAGAAGGAGGGGGGGAGGAAGGGCAGAAAGGUGGUGGGGGUGGUGGUACUAGUAGCAUGAAAACUCUGACCCCUCCUCCUACCCCUAAACGGUUCCAGCUCCUAAAGGAGCUCUCUGACUUGGUGACUCUGUGCAAGUCGGUACGCUUCACAGACUUCCAGACGUCGUUCUCUACCCAGAAACCCUGGGAGCUCUGCUCGUUCAACGAGACCCUGGCUGUGCGCUGCGCCAGCGAGCGGCCGGGAGACUUUGUCAACUACAACAAGCGCUUCCUGUCGCGGGUCUACCCCAGCGCCAUGCGCAUCGACUCCAGCAACAUGAACCCACAGGACCUGUGGAAGUGCGGUUGCCAGAUUGUGGCUUUGAACUACCAGACGCCUGGAUUGAUGAUGGACCUUAACAUCGCCUGGUUCCGCCAGAACGGGAAUAGUGGGUACGUGCUGCGACCCGCCAUCAUGCGACAGGAAGUGUCGUAUUUCAGCGCCGAUACGAGAGACUCUGUGCCGGGUGUGUCCCCUCAGCUGCUCCAUGUUAAGGUGAUCAGUGGUCAGAACCUUCCCCGUCCGAGGGGUUCUGGAGCUAAAGGAGACGUGGUGGACCCGUAUGUCUACGUGGAGAUCCAUGGUAUCCCUGCCGACUGCGCCGAGCGCCGCACCCGCACAGUGAUGCAGAACGGAGACAACCCCAUCUUUGACGAGAGCUUUGAGUUCCAGAUCAACCUGCCCGAGCUGGCCAUGGUGCGCUUCGUGGUGCUGGACGAUGAAUUCAUAGGGGACGAGUUCAUAGGUCAGUACACCAUUCCACUGGAGUGCCUACAGCCAGGCUACCGGCACGUACCGUUACAGUCUCUGACGGGAGAGGACCUCCCGUACGCCCGGCUGUUCGUCCAUGUGGCCCUCACCAACCGGAGAGGAGGGGGCAAGUCCCACAAGCGUGGGCUGUCUGUGCGGAAGGCGAAGCGAGGGAGGGAGUACGCUGCACUCCGGGACCUGGGGAUCAAAGCCGUGGACGAGGUUUUCAAAAUGGCCACCCCGCCACUAAAGGAGGCCACGGACCUGCGGGAGAACAUGCAGAACUCGGUGGCAGUGUUCAGGGAGCUGUGUGGGGUGUCAGCGGUGGCUAACCUCAUGCAGUGUGUAUUGGCCCUGGGGUCCCGUGUGGUGGGGGCCGACGGGGACCCCCUGAUGCUGUUUGAGCUGAGGGAGCAGUACCCCUCCAUGGAGCCCCAGGGGCCCCUGCCGGACGUCCUACGCAGGGUAGUCUCCACCUUCGAAACGAUGAUCCAGGCGAGCAGAGCAGUGAUUGAGCUGUCAGACGGAGUCUACGACAGGAUCCUACAGAUACAGACAACAGCCAUGGAGUUCCAUGAGAUGUUGCAGUCCAUUGCAGUGAAGGAGGGGCUUAAAGGUCGUAAGGUCACCAGAGCUGUGGAAAGUUUCAGCUGGAACAUCACCAUACUGAAGGGGCAGGCAGACCUUCUGAAACGGGCUAAGACGGAGGUGCAGGAGAACAUGAAGCAGGUACACCACGCUGCCAUGACCUCUAACCUUAGUAAGGGCGUGACAGGAGAGGCGACCCGCCCCCGACGCAGCCUGGACGCCAUCCAGGAGAGAGCUACAGCUCCGGCUAGAGGUUCCCCUUAGGUACAGGUCUAGGACCAACUUACCCGCCUCAAAAUAGGGGAAAUGUAAAAUCUGACCUUAGUUCAGUUUCUAAGGGCACCCUCAUCCUUCUCUGAGGAUCAGCAGGUUGACUAGAACUGACAACCAAGUUGCUGAUAGGCUCCUUCUGCAUCUCGGCCAUUUUCUCCACACAACGAUGAAGAGGAGGAAGGAAGAUGGACUAAAAACAAUUGAAGAAAAAUACUUCUGUUAUAGCACUGUCAGGAGGGAGGAGUAACGUCGAAGACACUGGAGACAGGACUGUAGAGAGGAAUGAAGUCAGAGACAGACAAUCAGACUGCCCUGUCCCUUACACUGUAUGCAGCUGUAAAUAAGACGUUUUUAAUCCUACUCUCUAUGUGCAGUGUUUGUUAUUUUUGGACCUGGAUUCAAUCUGUAUAGCCAAGUUAUCGCAGAAGAUCCGUUUCUAAAAUGUUAAGGUAAUUUCCGAUUGAGCCGACAUACAGUUUGCAGCGAAUGUAGUCUUCGCGACCGCGGGAACAUUGCCUUUAAAUUGUCAAUCGCGCUAUAAAGCGGCUCUUCAGCACUACGGAUUCAAUAGAGUCCUUGGUUUGUGUUUUUGUUGGGGGGGAGUGGAGAUGGCUUUCAGGGCGAACAAAACUGUAGAACAAAGUGAAACUGAAUGAGAGAAAAGUGAUAACGUAUGAGUGUCAGGAGGCUGAUUCAGAAUGUGUGUGAAAGUGUGACUGCUACCAAUAAAAUAGCAGACGAUUUUAUCCAACGCGACUUACAGUAGUGCGUGCAUACAUUUUUUGUAUGGGUGGCCCCAGCGGGAAUCAAACCUACGAUUCUGAAGUUGCAAACACCAACUGAGCCACUGAGAUGUUUCAGCCUCUCCGGGUCCAGUGGAGCAAAAUAAUGUAGAUGUGUACAUAGAAUUAGAAUGAGUUGAACGGGCAUCCCCAUUCAUGUCAAUUAUGCCGUAAUGCACGUGUCAAACUCAUUCCACGGAGGGCGGAGUGUCUGCGGGUUUUCGCUCCUCCCUUGUGGAACUCAACCAGACAGUGUUAAUGACUAAACUGUAUGAUCAAAACUACAUAACAGUAUUUCCACUUCGCUUUCCAUAGCACCUUGACCAAUGCUUUUCUAGGUGGUUGUGUGUCACAUUACAGUAUUAUGAUUUUAUCCUAAUUCAGUAAAAUGUUACUGGAUUUUUACAAAAUGGUAACUUCCGAUCAUUAAAAAACAUUCCUGAUA